AUGCUGUCCAACAUAUCCAUGGACGGACUACCACAAGUCCCAUAUGCUCCGUCAAACUUGUCCCUGGUAUCCAUGGCGCAGUCUUUCCCAGCAAUGAUUGCCAUCUUGCUAGGGCUUAUAGGCGUACUCUCGGUCGUCGUUAGCACCAGCGGAAAACCGACACAUCCGCUAGCAAACCCUCCACGCUGGAACCAGACCACCCUAUCAAAACGAAUUGAGUUCCUCAAGAACGGAAGGGCAAUACUGAGCGACGCGAGGAAACGCUAUGGCAAGCAGCCCUAUAGGCUGAUUGUCGACACGGGCGAAUGUCUUAUCCUACCUCCUGAGUAUGCAGCAACGAUCCGUAACAGCAUGGAUCUUAGCUUUGCACAGGCAAUAGAGAAGAACUUCUCGGGACACGUUUCCGGCUUUGAGAUGUAUGCUGUCUUGCUCCACGAACAAAGACUCGUACAAAACGUUGUGAAGGACCAGCUUACCAAAUACCUGAACGUCCUGACAAAGCCCCUCUCGGAAGAAGCAAGUCAUGCUCUCGACGUGAUAUUCGGCCAAGAUACGGAAUGGAGAGAAACCGUUAUAGCAGACAGCAUUCUCCAAUUGAUCGCCCGUCUCUCCACCAGGGUCUUUCUCGGCGACACCAUGUGCCGAAACACCGCGUGGCUCGAAGCUUCCAAGGCCUACACGGUGGCAAGCUUCACCAUGAUUCUCAAGAUGACAGCCCUCCCAUCCUCGCUCAAGUUCCUCGUUCCCUGGUUCUCCUCCGAGGCGAAGGACGUCUUCAAACACGGAGCCACAUGCCGCGCAAUCCUCACCCCUCUUCUCGCCGAGCGUCGAGCUCUAAAAGCCGAAGCCAGGAGGAACGGCAAACCGGAACCUGUCUUCAAUGACAUGAUCGAUUGGUUCGAGCAGAAGAGCGGAGGGAAAGGGUACGACCCAGCGCUCUUCCAGAUCGCGCUAUCUUUCGUAGCGAUACAUACGACCAUAACAAUGCGCCGUCAAGCCCGACGCACCGUCGUCCUCCCCUCCGGCCUCGUCAUCAAAAAAGGCGAGCAGAUCGCCGUCGACGGCUUCAACAUGUCAGACCCCACCGUCUACCCCGAUCCACACAGAUACGACAUAUACCGCUACCAGCGCAUGCGCACCAGCACCGACCGCGCCACAGUCAGCCAGUCGCAUCUCGUUUCCACCGGUCCCAACAACCUGUCAUUUGGACAUGGCGCACAAGGCUGCCCCGGCAGGUUCUUCGCUGCGAAUGAGAUGAAGAUUGCCAUGUGCCAUUUGCUGCUUAAGUUCGAUUGGGAGUUGGCUGAGGGGACGGAUCUGGAAUCGAGGUUCUUGUUUGGCGAGACGGAGGCGCUGUGGAAAGGGAAUAGGCUGAGGUUUAGACGGAGGAGGGAGGAGGUUGAUUUGGAGGGGUUGGCUUAUGUGUGA
This is a messenger RNA of Alternaria hordeiaustralica, 1428 nucleotides long. RefSeq lists its product as uncharacterized. Bases 1 to 1428 code for a protein of 475 amino acids. The transcript has 4 exons. Lineage: Eukaryota; Fungi; Ascomycota; Dothideomycetes; Pleosporales; Pleosporaceae. Gene Ontology annotation, molecular function: monooxygenase activity; heme binding; oxidoreductase activity, acting on paired donors, with incorporation or reduction of molecular oxygen. The record is from RefSeq and is a predicted model, not a curated record.